Molecule: messenger RNA, 987 nt
Organism: Fusarium keratoplasticum
Lineage: Eukaryota; Fungi; Ascomycota; Sordariomycetes; Hypocreales; Nectriaceae
Exons: 2
Coding region: 1-987 (328 amino acids)
Source: RefSeq, a predicted model, not a curated record
AUGGACGGCCCUUCUUCCCCGAACGACUCAAAACGCCCCACGACAAUGACAAAGCAACUUGAUCUCAAGCUUCGCUGCCCCAUUCGUGCUCAUGCCGAUAAAUGCGUUGACGAUGGUGAGGAGGUUGGUCUCCCUAUCUGCAGGAAAGACCAGACCUUUAAAGCAAUAGACAAACUCAACGAGCAUUUAUCUAGGGUGCACUCACACAAGUAUCUGUGCCUGCGGUGCAAGAAGAAAUUUCCUUUGGUCAGCAAGAUCGAUCUGGAAAGCCUGAAGGAGAAGCAUGGCUCUUGCCAGGAGAAACCUUGGCCUGAAAAGAAGAAGCAGUGGGCCGAAUGGACUCUGAUGAGCAAGGAGCAGUAUGAUGGAUGGGCGGGGACGGCUUGGACAACCACGGCCAACGAACGCCGUCCACCUGAAGAUGGGCAACGAGAGAAGAAGGCGUUUUGGAGCUGGAGAAAGAUCUAUGAGAGCCUCUACCCAAACACGGCCGACUUUCCGGCUGCAGCUUUUGCUGUUGAGCAAAAUGAUCCUGGCCAGGCAACUUUGAUGGACAAAGAGAUGAGACUUGACACUCGACCGAGGGAGAAGGCACAACAAGCUCCUGCCACCAACACUGGAGUUCCCUCCAAACCGCCGACAGGCCAUGUCCAAUUGUGGCUUAUGAAUCCCCUCUCUGCUGAUUUGAGAGUUGGCCAGCAGCGGUGCCUGGAGCCAGAAGUCGGCGUCUCAUUGCUCGAGACCUCGACUGGUCCCGGCUCCAUGGCAUACUCAUCAACAUCGGGUACCGCAGACAAUCCGAUGCCGCCGACCCCUUCAUUUACCUCCUUGAUCAAUGAUUCUUGGGAUGAUUGGUUGUUGUCCAAUAAUGAUUCUCAUCUUAACCUAGGCGAGAGAGUCGAGGACAUCAUUGAUGGGAACCCGCAGGAUUACUUCAGCCGGGAAGACCAGAACUUUCCCGAAGUGGGCAAUGAACAAGACUUCUGA